AUGACAGACGCUGAUCGUUCGGUAGCUGGUGGCAAACUCAGAAGAGUUCACGACUACACGUUCCAUACGGGAACAGACUUUCUUGGUAGUGGGAUGUACGGUGACGUGUUUAAAGCAACACGUAGCACACAAGCAAAUAAGGAUCGAGAAGUAAAGCCCAACGGGAACGAUUCAACGCGGCAUGAGAAGGAAGAGGAAGACGGUGGUGGAGAUGUGGUUGCUUUAAAGCGGACACGUUGUGGUGAUGACAAGGAAGGGUUGCCCGCAUCUGCGCUCCGGGAGGUGAUGGUUCUCAAAGAGAUUAGUCGGUCACUCGAGGAUCCACCUGGUGAUGAUGAGGUCGCUCUGGUCGGUGGAAGUAACCUCGUCAAGUUGUACGAUGUUGUUGUCGAUAGGAAUUGUGUAUAUAUAAUCACCGAAUUCUGUGAUGGGGGAGAUUUAGCGUCAUAUUUGAAGCGCCAACCGGGUCGCCACUUCACUGAUCCAAAAAUAUAUCGCCAAAUGAUGAGGGAUUUACUGCGGGGUGUGUGCUAUCUUCACCGAAAAGAAAUUUCUCAUAGGGAUCUGAAACCGCAGAAUAUUCUACUAAAGAGUGUACGAAAAGGGUCGAGACAACAAGGUAAUGAGGGGCCUAGUAGCGAUGGGAAAGAGGAAACCCCAACACCAUCGUACAUCCUAAAGGUAACAGACUUUGGUCUUAGCCGUAUGGAUGGAAUUCCCGUUAAAAAAUACCAACAUGAAGCUAUUACGUUAUGGUAUCGCAGCCCCGAUGUUAUUCUGGGAAACAUAAAUUACCGCUUCACUGCGGAUAUGUGGAGUGUGGCUUGCAUCGUUGCUGAAGCUGCAAGCGGCAGCACGCUCUUUCGUGGGCGUAGUGAGGUGGAACAGCUGAUGUGCAUAUUUAGCCGCUUAGGCCCACCCACAUCUUCUACCUUUCCCAGCAUGAAUCUAUACGCACACUAUGGAAAGCACGCGCCUGCGCUGAGUAGUUUUCUUGAGGAUCUGCAAAAGAAAUAUAGUCGGGUACAAUGUGGCAAUACAAGCGACUUGGCAAGGAUAAACUUAACCAGGUACUUCAUUAGGCAUAAGGCGUUGGAUAUCAUUGGUGAGAAUGGCGUAGAUCUCCUUGUCCGUCUCCUGGCCUACGAACCGCAACAUCGGCUUACAGCAGAGGAGGCGCUGCAGCACCCAUUUUUCACAUUCAUCCCCUCACACGUACCGCAUGCCAACAGCAUUGACGCGGAAGGGACCACAGAAGAAGCUGAGAAAGACACAAAAGAUUCGUAG
Messenger RNA from Trypanosoma brucei brucei TREU927, 1287 nucleotides. Its product is annotated as cell division control protein, putative. Gene Ontology annotation, molecular function: ATP binding; cyclin-dependent protein serine/threonine kinase activity. The coding region runs from base 1 to 1287 and encodes 428 amino acids. The transcript has a single exon. NCBI's taxonomy places the organism in Eukaryota, Euglenozoa, Kinetoplastea, Trypanosomatida, Trypanosomatidae. The record is from RefSeq and is a predicted model, not a curated record. Gene Ontology annotation, biological process: protein phosphorylation. Gene Ontology annotation, cellular component: nucleus; cytoplasm.